This is a messenger RNA of Erigeron canadensis, 2620 nucleotides long. Its product is annotated as serine hydroxymethyltransferase 6-like. Bases 448 to 2319 code for a protein of 623 amino acids. Gene Ontology annotation, cellular component: cytoplasm. Lineage: Eukaryota; Viridiplantae; Streptophyta; Magnoliopsida; Asterales; Asteraceae. The record is from RefSeq and is a predicted model, not a curated record. The transcript has 4 exons. Gene Ontology annotation, biological process: folic acid metabolic process; tetrahydrofolate interconversion; L-serine catabolic process. Gene Ontology annotation, molecular function: serine binding; glycine hydroxymethyltransferase activity; pyridoxal phosphate binding.
GACCUCAUUUCUUGUCCAGAUACAUCCAUCCCCUCCGUCAAACCCACGCCAUUCUCAUUCCCAUCCCAUUCUCUCUCCAUCACUAAUCAAAAUCAAUAUCAAAGAAUCUAAAUCCCCAAAUUUAAACAAAUCUCUUCAUCUCCACACACACACACACUCACACACAGAGGUACGCCCAAAUACAUAUACAUAUAUCUAUAAUUCUGUAUCUAUCUUUAUCUAUAUCUAUACAUAUGUAAAUUAGGGUUUAUUAUUACAAAUCAUAAAUUUAAUGGACAAUGAAUUUAUUAAUCACUGUAAUCACUUCAUUGUUAUUCUCUUCAGGCACUGUUAUUAGUCUUUCAUAAUUCGAAACGACACCGUUUCCUUAUUCUAUCUAUAUACAUAUCUAUACACAUAUAUCUAUAUAUAUAUAUAUAUAUAUAUUCUAUAUCUAUCUCUAUAUAAAUGGACAUGACUCGUGCAACACAAUCAAACUUAUCCUUAGGGUUUGUACCCCACAACAUACCAAACGACACAGUUUCAUUUCAAAUUGAUUCGAGUUUUCGAAAUGGUUCGAGUCAUGCUGGUUCCGCGGUUCCGUUACAGUUAAUGGAACAGCAGACGGUAACAGACGCUAAAAACGUUGAUUUGAAUGAAACGAAUGGUGUGAGUAUGGACUUGAAUGAAGAGAGUAGAGUUGGUGGUGAUGAUGAUGAGGAGGAGGGGGAGAAAGAUGUUGAGGAGUUUCGAAUUUUAGGUCAUUCGAUGUGUUUGAAAAGACGACGAGAUAAUAAUAAUAAUAACAAUAAUAGUGUUAAUAAUAAUCAUAAUAGUAGUUUGGCUAUUGCUGAUUCGGGGUCUUCGAAUGUGUUAUCUAAACGAGUUCAUGUAGAGUCAACAUGGCAAGGACAGAGUUUGGAAUCGCGUAGGCAGGCGGUUAGGGCUUGGGGGAAUCAGUCUUUGCAGGCUGCUGAUCCGGAUAUAUUUGAGAUUUUGGAGAAAGAAAAGUGUAGACAGUAUAAAGGGAUUGAAUUGAUUGCGUCGGAGAAUUUUGUUUGUAAAGCUGUUAUGGAAGCGUUAGGUAGUCAUGUGACGAAUAAGUAUUCUGAAGGUAUGCCUGGUGCUAGGUACUAUACUGGGAAUCAGUAUAUUGAUGAAAUUGAGAUGAUUUGUUGUCAACGUGCUUUGACUGCUUUUGGACUUGAUUCGGAGAGUUGGGGUGUGAAUGUUCAGCCGUAUUCAUGUACUUCUGCAAAUUUUGCUGUUUAUACUGGUUUGUUGUUGCCAGGUGAUCGGAUUAUGGGGCUGGAUACUCCUUCGGGAGGUAAUACAAGUCAUGGAUAUUAUACACCGAAUGGGAGGAAAGUUUCUGGUGCUUCAAUCUUCUUUGAAAGUCUUUCAUAUAAAGUUAACCCGAAAACGGGGAUUAUUGAUUUUGAGAAACUUGAAGAGAGAGCACUUGAUUUUCGUCCCAAGAUUCUUAUUUGUGGUGGUAGCUCGUAUCCUCGGGAAUGGGAGUAUUGUAAGUUUAGGCAGAUUGCUGAUAAGUGUGGUGCGGUUUUGAUGUGUGACAUGGCUCAAAUUAGUGGGCUUAUUGCUGCCAAGGAAUGUGCAAGCCCCUUUGAGUUAUGUGACAUUGUAACCUCAACUACUCAUAAAAGUCUUCGUGGCCCUCGAGGAGGUAUAAUUUUUUACAGAAAGGGUCUUAAGGCUAAGAAAAGAGGCAUGCUUUUGAAUCAAGGUGAUGGUAGUGACAAAUAUGACUUUGAAGAGAAGAUUAAUUUUGCUGUAUGCCCUGCGCUUCAAGGUGGGCCACACAACAAUCACAUUGCUGCCCUUGCGAUUGCACUUAAACAGUUGGCUACUCCAGAGUACAUGGAAUACAUGCAACAGGUGAAGAAAAAUGCCCAAGCAUUGGCAUCUGCUUUAUUGAGAAAGAACUGCAGGCUGGUAACAGGAGGGACUGACAAUCAUUUAAUACUUUGGGAUCUUAGAAAUCUUGGAUUGACUGGUAAAAACUUGGAGAAAGUAUGUGAAAUGUGUCAUAUUACUGUCAACAAAAUUGCCAUAUUUGAUGAUAAUGGUACUCUGAUCCCAGGAGGAGUGAGGAUUGGUACUCCUGCGAUGACUUCACGAGGUUGCCUGGAAUCUGAUUUCGAGACAAUGGCGGACUUUCUUUUUCGAGCAGCUCAAAUUACAAGUACAGUGCAGAGGGAACAUGGAAAAGUGCUCAAAUCUUUCUUGAAAGGACUUGAAAACAACAAAGACAUUACUGAUCUUAGAGCCCAAGUUGAGAACUUUGCAACUCAGUUUGCGAUGCCAGGUCAAGAUUUGUAGUAAAACCCUUUAUGUGCCUCGGUGUCCAUAAAGGAAGAUUGCAAGUGCAUAUUGGUGUUGAUGUGUUAUGCUGGAACCUAUGAAGUCUUCUCUGGAUGCCAUGUUGCCAUAGGUUUUCCAUCAAAACCAAGUUGGUCGCAGGUAAACAGAAUUUCCUGCAUAUUUAGUUAAUAUUACGUGGAAGGUGAAUUAGAAAAACGAAAAAGAAAAAUCGAAGAAUGACAGCUGGGUCAGUUACUAUUCUUUUGACUUUGUGAUUAAAUGUUGAUAAUAUUGAAUAGCAUUUUUUGUUUUGUUGGUA